ACAACAAUAGCUGCAAAAACAAAAAAAACAUCAAGUUCAAUAAAAAUUUAAAGAAAAAAAAUGUCUGCCACAAUAGUGCAGAAAUCCACGGCAAUGGUCGGCAAUACGUUAUUCGAAUGCGGCGACAUAUUCCAGACGGUGGCGAGUGAUCGCGAUCAUCAGCAACAGCAACAGCAGCAGCCGCCAGUGGUGGAGCACGUCCUGGACAGCACCAACAGCAACAUGGAGCAACAGCAGCACCCACACCGCCUGCACGGCCCCCUCACUCGCACCAUUUCACAGCCGGCUCAGCGUCAUCAGCAGCUCCUUCAACAGCAGCAACAACAACAACAACAGCAACAACCUGUGGCAUCCUUGGUGACCAUUAUCGAGAGCCUGGGCAGCAUGAACCUGCACCGCAAACUGGAGAGGACACAGUCGGAGCCACUGCCCCAGCAGCCCAUGAAUACUUCCAGAUACAAGACAGAGCUGUGCCGGCCCUUCGAGGAGGCAGGUGAGUGCAAGUACGGGGAAAAGUGCCAGUUCGCCCAUGGAUUCCACGAGCUGCGCAACCUGCAGCGGCAUCCCAAGUACAAGACCGAGUACUGCCGCACCUUCCACAGUGUCGGCUUCUGUCCGUAUGGGCCGCGCUGCCAUUUUGUUCACAAUGCGGAUGAGGCGCGCGCCCAGCAGCAGGCAGCCCAGGCGGCGUCCAAGUCCUCCUCCAGUCAGCAGCAGCAGUCGUCCCAGUCGCAGCAGUCUUCCACGGGUGGCCAGCAGAGCUUCCCUAGCAAGGGCAGCCAGGCCACGAAUAUCCUGAACAGCAGCAACGCCGCCAACAACAACAACAACAACAGUAAUCAGUUCUUCUUGCCACUGAGCCCGCCGCUGUCGAUGAGCACCGGCUCGGAUCGGGAGUCGCCCACCGGAUCGCUGUCGCUCAGUCCCACCAACUCGCUGACCAACUUUCCCUUCCACGAUGCCCUGCAUCAGAACGGCGGCUAUCUGGGCCUGAUGGGCCAGGGCGGUGGCGGAGGCGGCGGCGGCAGCAGCAGCGGUGGUGCCGGCAACAGUUCCUCGGCCUCAUCCACAUCGUCCUCGUCGGGACUGGGUCUGGGCCUGGGCAUGGGCAUGGGCGGCAUGGGCAUGAGCAUGGGCCUCAGCCUGGGCAUGGUGGGUGGUGGACCGAACACCCCGCCAGAGAGUCCCAAUGUACCCAUCUCCCCGGUGCACACACCGCCGCCCUACGACCUGAGCGGCCCCACCGGGAAGCAGUUGCUCCAGAAGAGCGUCAGCACGCCACCACAGCACCACCAUCAGCAGGUGCAACCGAUGCAGCAGGAGGAGACGCCACGGCUGCCGGUCUUCAAUCGUCUGAGCUCCGCCGUGGAGGCCUAUCAGUCCAACUUGGGUCUCUAAAGAGGAUCGUUAGAGAGGAGGAGGAG
Molecule: messenger RNA, 1424 nt
Organism: Drosophila bipectinata
Lineage: Eukaryota; Metazoa; Arthropoda; Insecta; Diptera; Drosophilidae
Gene: Tis11
Product: Tis11 zinc finger protein
Molecular function (GO): metal ion binding; mRNA binding
Source: RefSeq, a predicted model, not a curated record